CCUUUACAUAAAAAGCAUAUUAAAAGCGUCCGCACAUCUCAUUCUACAAAAACACACACACACACAUUGAUAGUGCGUUUAGGACUAUGGCCUCCACCACGUCGGCAGAUGUCUUGCCCACCGGCGGCAGAAUCUUCACCAGCAUCCCUGACCUGUUCUUCAUCCCGGAAUUUGUUUUUGGCGGUCUGGUGUGGAUCCUGGUGGCGUCCACUCGAGUGUACCCGGACCACCCAUUAGGCUGGGUCAUGUUCGUUUCCGUCUUCUGUUUUGUCUUCACCACGCUCUGGUUCUUCAUCUUCCUGUGCGGGGCCAAUCAGAGCAGUGUCUGGCCAGCUCUGGACACGUUCUACCAUUUCUUGGCGGUGGUGUUCUAUCUGAGCGCGUCGGUGAUCCUGGCUUAUAUUACCGUGCUCAAAGGCUGGGGACUCACCAUCAACUCGGGGGGGACCUUGACCAUUAUACCCCUCAUCGGAGAAGGCCUCAAGAUCUACAGGCUGGACAUAGCCGCCGUGGUGAUGUCAUACAUGGCCACGCUGCUCUACUUCCUGCACGCCAUUUUCUCCGCCAUCCGAUGGCACAGAGCCUAAAGGGGACGAGCAAAAAGAUGUCAAACGCUUCAUCCUGAAGACAGAAACACUUAUUCAUGCUUUUAUUCUGAUUAUUAUAUACACACAUUCUUUUAUAAGCUGUUACAGACAAGUUGCAAAAGUCACAUGACUGAAUGAGCGGUAAACAAACUAAAUGUCACACGUAAGAGGUUAACGAAUCAAAUCUGCAAAAAAUAUCAAAUUAUGAAAUAUUUAGCAUCCUAAAAGCAUUUUUUUUUAAAUUUGUUGUUCAGAUUGGUAUUAAAAAAUAUCAAAUUACUUUUUAUGUCGUGGAAACAGACACUUAAGUCAUCGUCACUUAUAUUUUUUGGACACUUUAAAUAUUAUUGUUUUCAUUAAAUGGAGAACCAUUGCAAAAACAGUUCCAACUUCAAACAUAAUAAAAUAGGAUUUGUCCAAUCUAUAUACACAAUAUAACAAAAUAAUGUAUAAAAAUCAAUGAACUCUUCAAAUUGUGCUUAAAUGUAGCAUUUAUAGCACCGCACAUGCACCAUGUUAAAAUAAUGCAUUUGUCUGGAAUAUAAAUCUGAAAGAAAAAAAAAAUACAAACAAAAAUUAAAAACAAAAAUUUUUUAAAUGCAAAAAAACUUACAUUUUAAAAUAAAAUAAAAUACAUUCAGUGCAGCGCAUCCACCAUUUUCAAAGUUACAAUUGUGUUUUUUAUAAUUGCCUACUAAACUGUCAUAAAACAGUCAGUGACCCAAAAAUCGUUUUAUAUUUUACGAACAAAACCACAUGUCCAUUUUUAAAACAAGAAUUGAGCUAAAUAGAUGAAACCAACCGUCGACAUUGACUCGACAAUAUCGACGACCUUUUGCGACACGUGUAUACAAAAUACAUUUUCUUUCUUUUGUGUUUACAACCAAACCUGUAAAACAUCCUCAAGCUUUUUAAUCCUACUUUCCAUUUCUGAAAGGCUGACUAUAAACAUCACGUACGAAGGAAUGUUCCAAAGUGAUUGAAAACACUUACAUGUUGUAUAUAUUUGAUUGAUUCCACUUUACACAUAUAUUUACAAAAACACAAUGUGAAAUAAAAUAACUCGACUUCAAA
This is a messenger RNA of Syngnathus acus (greater pipefish), 1661 nucleotides long. Its product is annotated as myelin and lymphocyte protein-like. NCBI's taxonomy places the organism in Eukaryota, Metazoa, Chordata, Actinopteri, Syngnathiformes, Syngnathidae. Gene Ontology annotation, molecular function: structural constituent of myelin sheath. The transcript has 4 exons. The record is from RefSeq and is a predicted model, not a curated record. Bases 87 to 587 code for a protein of 166 amino acids. Gene Ontology annotation, biological process: myelination. Gene Ontology annotation, cellular component: membrane.